This is a messenger RNA of Carya illinoinensis, 2224 nucleotides long. RefSeq lists its product as uncharacterized. The transcript has 8 exons. NCBI's taxonomy places the organism in Eukaryota, Viridiplantae, Streptophyta, Magnoliopsida, Fagales, Juglandaceae. The coding region runs from base 93 to 1823 and encodes 576 amino acids. The record is from RefSeq and is a predicted model, not a curated record.
ACACAUUCUAAGCUGAAAAGCGAAUCUCAUCUCUCUCAGAGUCAUAUAUCAGUGAUCAGUAUAAACGUGAUGCGAAGGACAAAUUGAUCACGAUGCCAGGGAUGGGAUUUCAGGGGCAGAAUUCCUCGACAGGUGCCGGCUCGAGAGCUCGCAAUGCUAGUAGCCCUGACUCCGUCAUCUUCACUCUCGAAUCCAACUUCUGCAGCCUCUUCUCCUCUGCUUCCGCCAGCGUCGAGCGCUGUUCUUUUGCUUCAGAUGCCCACGACCGCGAUUCCCUGGCAUCUGAAAUCUCCCUCCAUUUGGCAGGAACUGACCAUGGUGAUCACCACGAUAGCUCGAGUGGUCCAGAUCUAGACCCGGAUCCGAACAAACGCACAGGACUCAACAACUACAAUAAGCACAGUCGUUUCUUCAGUAAAGGAGAAAAUGCCAAAGUUCUAAAGGAAGACAGCGACGCAGAUUUUGAAGACAAAAAUCAGCCUCUAGAUUCUGCAAGGAGCUCCUUCUCUCUAGCUCUCAAAGAAUGUCAGGAUCGGAGAUCCAGAUCUGAAGCUCUAUCCAAGAAGCCAGAUAGACGAAGACCUGCUUCAUUGGAUCUCAACAAUGUUACCGUCGCCUCCUCUUCGCCGCGGCUGGCAACCAUGAAAAAAAGUUCGGCUGUGUCGUCUCGCAAGUCCGGUUCGUUGCCGAGUCCCGGGACACCGAAUUAUCGUCAGGAGGGCAUCGGAAUGCAAAAGGGUUGGAGCUCGGAGCGUGUACCGAUGCAAACCAGUACUAAUCGGAGGCAGCCAGCAAACGUGGCGUUGCUACCUUUCAAUAACGGACGGUCGACGUUGCCAUCGAAAUGGGAAGAUGCAGAGAGGUGGAUUUUCAGUCCGGUUUCCGUAGAUGGUGUUGAGAGGCCUUCGAUCCAGCCACAGCAGAGGAGGCCAAAGUCUAAGAGUGGUCCUCUCGGUCCUCCUGGGGUAGCAUAUUACUCUAUGUAUUCGCCAACUAUGCCGAUAUUUGAUGGGGUUAAUGUUCCAGCUUCUCCGUUUUCGGCUGGUGUGAUAGCAGCAGACGGAUUGGUCAUGCAUUCUAGCAAUGUUGGGGUCUUUCCUGUGCGGGCAGAGCCUUGCAUGGCCCGUUCAGCUAGUGUGCAUGGCUACUCUGAGAUGCUGAGUCAAUUAUCGUUGCCUGGAUUACAAGAUGAAAAGUUUGAUGGGCUCAAGGAUGCAGGCACUGAUAUAUCUCGUGGUGUUUCAAGAAGAGACAUGGCGACCCAAAUGAGCCCAGAGGGUAGCAGUCACUCAUCUCCUCAAAGAAGGAUUUCUUUCUCUGCCUCUAUGCCAUCUGCCCUUCCUAUAAUGGAUUUGCAGAGUGUCCCAUCCUCUAAAAUGGAAGUUAGAGACGUCCAGGUAGAUGAACAUGUCACCGUGACAAGGUGGUCCAAGAAACAUAGAGCUCGAUUUCCUGGGAGGAGCUCAGAGAAAGUUGAUGACUGGAAAAAGAAAGGCGUGGAUGCUCAAUCUUCAGAUUUGGAUAUAAGGAGUAUUUCAAAGGUGAAAAGAGAGGAAGCCAAAAUCACUGCCUGGGAGAACCUGCAGAAGGCAAAGGCUGAGGCAGCAAUCCGAAAACUGGAGAUGAAGCUGGAAAAGAAGAGAUCAUCAUCCAUGGAUAAGAUAAUGAACAAGCUAAGAUCAGCUCAAAAGAGAGCCCAAGACAUGAGGAGCUCGGUUUUGUCCAAUCAGGCUCAUCCCAGUACUUCCCAUAAGGCUCUAUCAUUCCGCAGAACCCGCCAGAUUGGCACCUUGAGUGGUUGUUUUACCUGCCAUGCUUUCUAAUGCCUCAUCCAGCCAUCUGUUACUCUGUUUGACCAAUAAUCGUUAAAGUCUUAUGGAAAAUGGAGUGCAAGAACAUAAUUGAAUGGUGUACAGAAGUGGACAAAUAUUAUUAUGACACUAAUUUGGUGUCAAAUUGUGUUUGUGGUGGACUAAAGCACCAAUACCUCCAUCAAGUUCCUGAUAAGAUGCGAGAAAUCACAACAUUCUUUGGGGAUUUAAUGGAUAGUAAGACAUGUAUGUAUGUAAAUCAACCUAGAGUUUUCCUUUUCACAUUGAGAGCUUGUUGGAUAAAUAGAGAUACAGUUCAUCUGGUUGACCUAUAAUUUUCAUCAAAACUUGGAACUGAAGAACACUCAUUACAUUAUUAUGAUUUAUAUAUAGUAAUUUAUGUAAUUCUAGCA